Molecule: messenger RNA, 2870 nt
Organism: Perca flavescens (yellow perch)
Lineage: Eukaryota; Metazoa; Chordata; Actinopteri; Perciformes; Percidae
Gene: dnase2
Product: deoxyribonuclease II, lysosomal
Biological process (GO): apoptotic DNA fragmentation
Molecular function (GO): deoxyribonuclease II activity
Source: RefSeq, a predicted model, not a curated record
UUUGUUGUUGUAGAAGCAUGUCGGUGUUGGCUUUCUUUCAACGGUUGCAUGACGUCGCUUUCUCAUCCUGCUGUUAUAGUCCUAGACAUAAACCAGGACGUAGAUGAAGAUGAAACUUGCUCAGGAUCAGGAUUGGGAACUACAGUAGCUACAUCUUCAUGCCGAGAACAAGUUAAGAAACUAUUGAGGACGUGAUGAACGAGGAGAAACACGCACAGCCAGAGAUGCUUCUGUUCCUAUCCCUGCUGAUCUGCUGUGUGCCACUAGGAGGCAACACCUCACCAAUCACCUGCUACAACGACCAAGGAGAUGCAGUUGAUUGGUUCUAUCUGUACAAGCUGCCUAAAGAGCAUGGCGAGAAAUCUCCCCAUCAGGGUGAGCUGUAUAUACUGCUGGACAAAGGGAGUGAAGGAUGGACUAAUGGGAAGGGGACAGUGAACGACACCACGGGAGCUUUGGGCAGGACAGUCGGACAACUGUACUCACAAGGAAAGAACACAGAAGUAGCGUACAUUCUUUACAAUGACCAGCCACCUGAGGACUUUGGUGACAGAUGGGUUGACAACGGUGGAGGAAGUGGGGGUCACACAAAAGGUGUCGUCUUGCUGGAUAAGAAUCAGGGCUUCUGGUUGGUCCACAGCACCCCUCACUUCCCCCCUCCACAACAGGAAGGACAGUUUUAUUACCCCAGCAGCGGCGUGAACAACGGUCAAAACUUUAUCUGCGUUACCUACCCACUCGACCGCUUCCAGACCAUCGGAGAGCAGCUUCAGAUCAAUCAGCCUAAUGUGUUCGACUGCAACGUCCCAGAGUCCUUGGCGUCCCUGGUGCCCGCGCUGGCUGCCGUCUGUGCAAAAAAAACAUCUGUCUGGUCACAUCUUUCCCAUAUCACAACUGUAUCCAAUCGCAGCGUGACUCUGACCUCAAAGGAUGGCACCGACUUCAUCAGCUUUGCCAAAGGAGCCUCUUUUAAAAACGACCUGUACCACUCCUGGGUGGCCCCCAGCCUCCAGUCUGACCUCCUGGUCCAGUUCUGGGUUCGCUCUACGGGGAUCCUCCCCUCUGACUGCUCGCUAGGCUGGAAGGUCCUGGACAUCACGAUCAUCAACCCGGGGCAGACGUUCACCUUCAAGGCCACCCAGGACCACUCCAAGUGGGCUGUCAGCCCCAAGGCAGCCGGGUUGAGGGGCGGAGGAGGCUGGGUGUGUGUGGGAGACAUCAACAGGAACGAGGCGGAGGAGAAGCGAGGCGGUGGCACGGUGUGUCUGCAGAACCCGGUGGUGUGGAAGGCUUACCGGACAGCGGCGCUGGAGUGUGAGGCUUGUGGAGGAGGAACGAUCCAGUGUUGACACCCUGCGGGAGCCCGAUGGGUCAAGGAAAGGGCCGUCAUUUGAUAAGGCUAAUAUCCGGCAUGUGGGUUUUUAAGUGAAAUGUUUGCAAUUUGUUUGGUGCACUAUAUGUUCUAUGUCAGGAGAAAUCGAAUCAAAAAACCCAUAUGCAUUUAUAAUUAAGGAUCUUUUCUAUAAUUUUACAUGUUUGUGAUAAUUACAAUUAUUUUUUUAAUGGUUCCCUGUGGAGUUAUGGGUCACUAUUAAUGUUAUGGAGCAAUAUUUUUAUGUGUGGGCUUAUCUGCACUGCAUGUGCAUCAGACCCUUAAUAUAAUACAUUCAUGAUCAGGACCCUAGCAAAUUCGAGUGGCCAAAUCAUGGAAUUACAACAUCACGUGAUGGCUCAAAAAGACUUUCCCCCCAUAGACUUCCAUGGUGAAAGAGACGUCUAUAUAUCAGUGGGAACAUUUAUUUUUAUAUUUUUUUUUUUUUUUUUGCGUCACAACCAAUGCCUAAUGACUUGUUUCACUAUCAGAAUUUGAUCCAUUUGGUCCGAUAACAUUUAGAAAUACUAGAAGAGAUGCACGAUUCAAUCACUUUUAUCUCCAUUUAAGUAAGCGGAGCCCUAAACCGGAAGUAGCUGGCUCGGCCAAUGGAAGUCUCUAGUGCGCCUGCUCUAUGGGUUAGGGUUAUUUUCUAUCUAGCCCCACUCAUUUCAAACCAGUGAGAAGAGCAGAAAUCCCUCGAGUUAAAUAACUAAAACUGAUCCAACUUUGGUAGAAAAUAGUGUUUUCAUGUGGGGCCCCCAUCACUCACAGUAAGAGGCCGAUUUCAGGAAAUAUGCUUUUUUGGGGCUUUAAAGCACAAAAACCAUUUUACUUGUUCAGAAUGAUAAUUGGCUGUUAGAUCCUCCUCUUUAAACCAAAUGCAUACAGAACAAUGCUGAAAGAGGACAAGUGGUCAAAUCGGACAGGAAGCAGAGGGCUUUACGGGAAACAUGGUGUUCAUUUAGAAAAACACAAGAACCACAAAGUACCACUUUAAAUGAAGGCAUUUGUUCAAGUGUCUUCAUAACCGCUGGGUACUCUUUUAACUCAAAAUAAUGUUACAAGCUGUCACAUGCUGCCUCACUCACUUGAACUUCUUUUGUUUAACUCACCAUUAGCUGGUUUGUGGGUUCUCAGGGAGAGCGUCAAGCUUGGCUGGUAGAAAAUGUAAUAAAAACUGGAUUUUAGGGAAUGUUAAAUGUAUGAAUAAUGUUGGAUUAAUUGCACAAUGUAACAUUCAACACACACACACACUUCACAAACUAGACACUGACAACAUUCAGGUGGGAGGAAUGCUUUAAUACUUUGUGUUUCAUGAAUGCUUGUGUUAUUAACUGGGUUGGUAUGAGUGUUUCUAAUGUGCUUUUUCUGACAUAUCCAGCUCUUCUUUUAUUAUGUGUUAUAGUUGUAUCACAUUUCCACAUACAUUCCUUGAUUUUACUUGAAGAUGAAGAUGCUGGCUAUCUUGAAUCAGAAUAAAAAUAAUAAAAACAAA